AUGCUAGUUAAUUAUAAAGUUCAAUCAUCACUUGAUAUGGCUUAUUGUGUAUUACAUCAACGUAAUAUUAAAUUAGCAUUAACAAAAUUAAAUGAUACACAAAUUUAUUGCGAUAUUCAUUUAAAACGUCAUCAAAUUCAAUCAUCAUCAACAACAACUUUAACUAGUUUAUUAUCUAUAAUUGUUGCAAAAGAAUUUAAAAAAAUGAAAAUGAAAAUGAAAAUUUCAUCAUUACAAAUUAUUGAUGAACAAACUACUUCUUUGAAUUCCAGAUUUAUACAAUUAAAUUCACAAUUCUAUCGAACAGUGAUUGAUUUUUUGACUUGCUCAACCGAAAGCUUAUUGUGA
Messenger RNA from Rotaria sp. Silwood2, 348 nucleotides. The record is from the annotation of a GenBank genome assembly. NCBI's taxonomy places the organism in Eukaryota, Metazoa, Rotifera, Eurotatoria, Philodinida, Philodinidae.